AUUGAGAUUUGCAUCACAACCAGUUGACCCGCUUCUCGGAAUUUCCCUGGCUGCGGGUUCAGACUCUCGGAUUGGCUAAGACCUGAGCAUGCGCAGAAGCUCCGGCAACCCAAGACGCAGAUUCCCUUCCCUUGACCACAGCUAGCGGUGCGCGGGGCCUGUGCGCACGCGCGGCGUGGCGCCUGGGUAGCUGGUUACGUUGGGAGCGCAUGGGCAGACAAACCAUACGUCGGUUUGUCCCGAUGGGCGGGCUGAGUGGGCGCCAUCUUCUCAGGGGCAGGCUGAGGGCGCUGACCGCCGUGUGGAGGCCGCUGGGUGGAGGAGCACCCAGCCCCGGCCUGUGUGUGGCCUCGGCUGCCGCGGUGUGUGCUCGCGGCCUAGUGCGAAGCAGUCCCGGGGGCGCCGAGGGGAGGAGGGGGACGGCCGGUGGUGACCGAGUCGGGAAGGACGCGGCCCUGGCGCGGCUGUCGCGAGCGCAGCCCAGCUAGAGCUCGUUCCCGCUGCAGCUUACUCCCACCCCGUCAGCCUCCAUGAGGGCGGUGCGCCUCCCAGGGGUCUCACCGUGGAGCUCGGGGGAUUGCCUAGUUAAGUUGCUUUUACAGAAUUAACAGGUCUCCAAGAAAUAAAAAGAAAAGGUCAUAAUUGCUGUGGUUUGAGCUCAGCAUGGCUGUAGUCAUCCGUUUACUGGGGCUUCCUUUUAUUGCGGGGCCAGUGGAUAUUCGUCACUUCUUCAAGGGAUUGACUAUUCCUGAUGGAGGAGUACAUAUAAUUGGAGGGAAAAUUGGGGAGGCUUUUAUUAUUUUUGCAACAGAUGAAGAUGCAAGACGUGCCAUAAGUCGUUCAGGAGGGCUUAUCAAGGAUUCAUCUGUAGAGCUUUUUCUUAGUAGCAAGGCAGAAAUGCAGAAGACCAUAGAUAUGAAAAGAACUGUUCGUGUAGGAAGAGGGCGACCAGGAUCUGGGGCAUCAGGGGUUGGCACCCUAGCUAAUUUUAUUGAGGCUAUGAAGAAAGAUGAAAGUAAUUUUGGAUAUGGCUCUUCAGUUAAUCAAGAUGCUGGGUUUCAUGCUAAUGGUACAGGACUUGAUUUAAGACCAAGAAAGACCAGGCCAUUGAAGGCUGAAAAUCCUUACCUGUUUCUACGAGGUUUGCCUUACUUAGUAAAUGAAGAUGAUGUACGUGUCUUUUUCUCUGGUUUGUGUGUGGAUGGAGUAAUUUUCUUAAAACAUCAUGAUGGCCGAAAUAAUGGUGAUGCCAUAGUAAAAUUUGCUUCAUGUAUUGAUGCUUCAGGAGGUCUUAAAUGCCAUAGAAGUUUUAUGGGUUCAAGAUUUAUAGAAGUAAUGCAGGGCUCAGAACAACAGUGGAUUGAGCUUGGUGGUAGUGCAGCUUUGGAGGGUGACAGUCCUCCUGUGAGAUCUGAAGAACGUUCUCCUCCAAGAGGAAUUAAUGAUAGACAUUUCCGAAAGCAAUCUCAUUCAAAAUCUCCUAGAAAAACACGUUCUCGAUCCCCUCUCGGAUUUUAUGUUCACUUAAAAAAUCUGUCCCUAAGUAUUAACAAAAGAGAUUUAAGAAAUUUCUUUAGAGAUACUGAUCUGAGUAAUGAACAGAUUAAGUUUUUAUAUAAAGAUGAAAGAAGAACACGAUAUGCCUUUGUGAUGUUCAAGACUCUGAAAGACUAUAAUACGGCACUGGGUUUGCAUAAAACUGUUUUACAGUAUCGUCCAGUUCUUAUUGAUCCAAUUUCUAGAAAACAAAUGCUGAGAUUCAUUGAAUGUUAUGAAAAGAAGAGACCAGGGUCAGUAGAGAAAGAAAGGCCUGGACAUGUUUCACAAAGGUACUCUCAAGAAGGCUACUCUGGCCAGAAGCUAUGCAUAUACAUAAGAAACUUUCCAUUUGAUGUUACAAAAGUUGAAGUGCAGAAGUUCUUUGCAGACUUUCCCCUUGCUGAGGAUGACAUUUAUUUGCUUUAUGAUGACAAGGGAGUUGGUUUGGGAGAAGCACUGGUGAAAUUUAAAUCAGAAGAACAAGCCCUGAAAGCUGAACGUUUGAACCGACGAAGAUUCUUAGGGACGGAGGUACUAUUAAGACUUAUAUCUGAGGUACAGAUGCAGGAGUUUGGUGUAAAUUUUUCCUUGAUGUCCACUGAGAAAAUUCAAGCUCGUUCCCAGUCACGUGACAGAGAUGAUCAUUCUCAUCUGUUUGACUCAAAAGAGCCACCAGUAUAUUCAUUUGGCUCAUCUGAGAACCUUAGAGACCAGCUAGAAGACUUGAGGCAAAUGGGUAAUUUCAAGCAAGGAUAUCUCCGGCAGUAUGACAGGCACCCUCCAGAAGACUUCCGGCACUCUCCAGAGGACUUCAGGUUCCCUCCAGAGGACUUCAGGUACUCCCCUGACCACUUCAGGCACCCUCGGGAAGAACACUUCAGGCGGCCUCUGGAGGAAGACUGGAGAAGGCCUCUUGAGGAGGCCUGGAGGUGGCUACCUGAAGGUGAUUUCAGGGAACCCCGUGAAAAAGACUUCCGGCAACCACCAGAAGAGGAUUUCAGACACCCUCGGGAGGAUGACUUCAGGCACCCUAGAGAAGAGGACUUCAGGGUGCUCCCCGAGGAGGAUUUCAGGCGUUCCCCUGAGGAGGACUUCAGACGGCCAUCUCAGGAGCAUUUCAGGCGGCAACCCCAGGAGCACUUCAGGAGGCCUCCUCUGGAGCACUUCAGGUCUCCGGAGCACUUCAGGAGGUCUCCUCUGGAGCACUUCAGGAGGCCACCCCAGGAGCACUUCAGGAGGCCACCCCAGGAGCACUUCAGGAGGCCACCCCAGGAACACUUCAGAAGGCCACCUCAGGAGCAUUUCAGGCAUUCCCGAGAGGAAGAUUUCAGGCACGUGGCAGAUGAAGACUUUAGGCACCCUCCUGAUGAGGACUUCAGGGGCUCCCAGGAAGAUGAUUUGAGUUGCCCUACUGAUGAAGAUUUCAGGCAGCCCCCUGAGGAAGACCUCAGGGAGGUUUCCGACGAAGACCUUAGACUUCCUGGCAAUUUGAGACCUGGCGAGGAUUUUAGGAGCCCACUUGAUGAUUUUAGAGGUCACCAUCCUUUUGUGAAUUUUGGUCGCCCAGAGGGUGGCAAGCUUGAUUUUGGAAAGCAGAACAUGGGAGGUUUUUCUGAGGGGAGAUUUAUGCUUGAUCCAAAAUUAAAUUGUGGUUCAGGUAGAAUAACUCCUAUUAAGAUCAUGAAUCUUCCAUUUAAAGCUAAUGUUAAUGAAAUUUUAGACUUUUUCCAUGGUUAUAGAAUCAUACCUGAUUCAAUUUCAAUACAGUAUAACGAGCAAGGAUUACCUACAGGGGAGGCUAUUGUUGCUAUAAUAAACUAUAAUGAAGCCAUGGCUGCUAUUAAAGAUCUCAAUGAUCGGCCAGUUGGCCCCCGAAAAGUUAAGCUAACCUUGCUUUAGAGGUUAUUUCUAAGUUCAUUUCCUUUCCACAGUAUUAAUGCAUUAAAAUGCAUUUUUUUAAAAAAAAGUGUUUAUUUUUAAUUAGCCAGUGAAACAUUUUAAUUUUGACCUGUGAAUAGAAAACAUGUAAAUAAUAGAAUGUGAACCUGCUUUUCUUUUGCUUGAAAUUGUCAAUUUUUUUUCUAACUUAAAAUUAUAUAUGCUUUUUUUUUUGAUAGGAAAGCAAAAACUAAUUCCCUGAAUUCAUUUAUUUUUAUUGAUGUUUUAAACUUUGAAAGUCUUGUAUAAGAUGGAGUUAUGUUUGGGGAAGGUAAAUUUUCUAUUUACUUUUAUUUAAUUCUGGAGUCAUGUCUUUUACUCAGACUGUGUAAAGAAGCAAUAGGUGACUGAUCAGGUUCGGCAUUCUUAUUGCUACCUGCUUGCAGAAUUCCCUUUUGUCUGAGAUAAGUGUGUUAUGGUCUCCUGUUAAUUACAAAUAAUUCAAUAUUAAUAGACAGUGAACUUGAAAUUUACUUGUAAAAGGCUUAGGAAAGUCUUAAAAUUUCCAUGUUCAUAACUGCGAAGUUUUAUAAAAAUAAAAUUGCAACUGAAAUAGACUAACUUGUAUUUGUUUAACAAGAACAAACCAAAAAAAAAAAAAAUACAGCUGGAUAUUUUAUGCUUUUUCAAAAGCUACAUUAAAUUAUAUGAUGAGAGGGACCAAAUAUUGGGUACUAAUACUGUAUAGUUCUUUAACAUCUUUCACCAGUUCUGGGAAAUCAUAAUUGUAUUGGUAAGAUAAACACCAGUUGUUCAGAAGAAAGUAAAAUAAUUUUUUGUAGGUACAGGACCUGGGAAGAAUAUGACAAAUGAAUAUAUUUUUUCUAGGAAGAGUUUACUGAGGAUUCAUACUAACUUGUAUGUUACUAGGUUCUCUUUUUAGCUUCAAAACUUUGUAUUCAUUGACACUAAAAGAUUUCUGAGUCUGAAUUUUGACUUCUUUGCUAUUCAAUGUUUAGAUAUUUUGCCAAUACUACAUUAGAUUUUCUUUACAACAAUAUAAAUAGCUGACAGUGGGCGCUUAUAUGUUAAGCACUAAGUGCUUUAUAUGCAUUAUCUAUUUCACAAAUGAGAUAAUGAAUUUAGAGAAGUAAAUCAAGUUGCCUGAAGUCACAGUAAAUUAGCGAGCCAAUUUCAACCCUAACAGACCUUUGACUACAGUCCAUUUUCACAAAUACUUUUGCUGUCACUUUGUUGCAUGGUAUUUUUAAUUUUAGUAAGACCAUGCUAAAAAUAUUUUUAGAGGUAUAUAUUUUCUUUCCCCUGUUUGCUCUUAAAAUUGCAUUUAAAGAUAAAACGGGUGCUUAAACAUUUACUAAAAGUGACUAUAGAUCUAGGAUUUCUCUUGGAAUAAUAUAUAUUGGCUAAUUCAAAAUGAUUUUGUAUGUGAUUUGAUUCUGGCAUUUUAUAGUUAAUGUGAAACAUGAAGUUAAUUUUUCUUCCCUAAUCCAGACAUUUUCCACACUGAGUAAAUGAGAAUAAAAUUGAAUAAAAGAAUUUUAAGUUUCAGUGAUUUAAAGAGAUCUAAGAGAAACCUGUGUAAAUUUUUGUGUUUGUUUUUAGUAUUGAAUAUCCUACUUAAUAGGAUUAGUAAAUUUUAUUGAAAAAAGCACCACAGUAUGGGUCUUAAAACUAUUAAGGUUUUGUAGAUAGAAUGAUAAAUUUCAGAAUAAUAAGCCAAGUACAGUGAACAAAUUGGUAUUAAUGGCUUAAAGAUACAUAGUUCUUCCCAAGGCAUGGAUGGGAGACUUUCACUUUUCAGAUGCACAAAUAGUGAUAAAACUAAGAUGAAGCUUAUCGAAUAUGUGAUUGCUUCUUAAAUUAGAUUGGGUGGGAUUCGGGGGGAGGGGGUAAAGACUAGCUGGUAAACACAAGCAUUAUGUCUUGAUUUUAAAAUUAUGUGCUAUGAUGUUUUUAUUUUACCUCAUAUUGGGUUUACUAUAUACAUGUGUUUUUGAGCAUGUUAUGUGGGUAUGUGUGCAUGUUUGUGGAGGCCAGAGUUGACUUUUAAGGGUCUCCCUCAAUCACUUCACCUUACUUUGUGAGGCAGUCACUGAAACUGGAGAUCACCAGUUGGUUAGACUGACUGGCCAGCAGGCCUCAAGGUUCUUCCUGUCUCUGCCUCCUCAGCACUUUCUACGCAGGUGCUGGGGAAUCCAAACUCAGGUCCUUAUGGUUGCACAGAAAGCACUUUAUGACUGAGCCAUUGUCUCAACCCCAGGCUUAUUAUUUUUUUUAACCAAAUUUAAAAACUUUAGUGUAGAAAACUUUUUCAGUAGUUUGGGUGCUGAUUUUGCACAUCUUUCCAAUUCUGCCUUCAGUGGAUACAACAAAUUGGACACUGUAGUAGUAUUUGUAACUUGGAAACUGGUAACUGCAACCAAUCAUGUCAGUCCCCUUUUGUCAACCCUAGGGAAUGAGUUGACCAGUAAGUACACCACUGUUUCACACACUAAAGAGUAGUCUUAAAAGUUUUAUGUUCUCAUCUCCCUGCUUCAGUAACUGUCAUGGCCUAUUUUCCUUCUAUACCUACUUAGAAUAGAAUGUAUUGGCUCUUAUCUGACACACAAUGUCAUUUUGUUUCCAAGUCAAACUUUUUGGUCUAGAAAUGUAUAUGAAAAAAUACUAAAUCAUGUCUAGAAAGUAAAAUUAAUCCUGUAAGAUAAAUUUUUAUUUAUUCCUACUUUGGAGAUUAGGGAUGGAGACCCACAGGCCAACUAACUUGUUGGGCUGGUUGCCUGGUUUUGUUUUUUUGUAGGGGUGUGUAUGUUCAUACUGGGUUUCCUUUUUUUUUUUUUUUUUUUUUUUUUUUGAGGCCCAGAGCCUCAUUGAGCAUUCUAGGCCAGCAUUGUAACACCAGGCUAUAUAUCCCAGCCCAGUUUUCAUUCUUAAAUUUGGUUACAUCAUAACUGGUUAAUAGCUCUGAUGUUGCCUUUCAUCUACAAAAUGUAAAAUAUUUAUCUUUGGUUAUUUUAAGAGUAAUUAUGCAAACUUAAGUCUGAUGUAAUGAAACUUAAAUUUUGUAUUGAAUGUAUUCUUGUUGAUAGUAUUCCUUUUAAAGAUGUAAGUCAUUUUUGUUUUCAUCUUUUUUUUUUUUUUUUGACAGAGUCUCAUGUAGCCCAUGCUAAUCUAGAACACAGUGACCUUAAAAAACGGUUCCUCCUUACCUCCACCAUCCAAGUACCACCACACCUGACUAUUCUUUGAAGAAGAGCAAAUGUUUUAUUCCGGAAUUGUUUGCUUUAUUAGUAGUACUAACUUUACAGAUGAGGCAGUUGAUGCUCCAGAGAAGUUACCAUUUAUUGAGCAACAACAGAAAUACCAUAGCCUCCUUUCCCCGCUCUCAACUAUUUAACACCAGAUUUGACCAAGAAAGUAAGAAUACAGUGAUAACAUCAACUUUCUUAGCAUGUACUUAGGACUUUAAGGUGUUGAGUAGUUUAACUUUGAAAAUACCAAAUAAUAUGAUCAGUUGUCUUCUCAGGAAGUAGUACUUUGUUA
Messenger RNA from Nannospalax galili (Upper Galilee mountains blind mole rat), 6978 nucleotides. It is a transcript of the gene Rbm12b, whose product is annotated as RNA binding motif protein 12B. Bases 664 to 3438 code for a protein of 924 amino acids. Gene Ontology annotation, cellular component: ribonucleoprotein complex; nucleoplasm. The transcript is spliced from 3 exons. The record is from RefSeq and is a predicted model, not a curated record. Lineage: Eukaryota; Metazoa; Chordata; Mammalia; Rodentia; Spalacidae. Gene Ontology annotation, molecular function: RNA binding. Gene Ontology annotation, biological process: regulation of RNA splicing.